AUGUUACAAGACAAGUACAUUGAUAAUAAUGAAAAAUAUAAUAAAUAUAGAAUAUAUAAUUAUUGUAGAAAUUAUAUAAACGAUAUAAAAAAUAAAUACAUGGGUUUCUCAAACACAUAUAAAAAUAAUAGCCCCAAUAGGUAUUAUUAUGAGUCCAGGAGAAAUAAUAACUAUUACAGAUAUAAUAAUAAUAAUUAUAAUGCAUACAAUAAUAAUACCAAUAAUAAUAGUAGUAACAAUAAUGGGUAUAAAUUAUUAAGACAUAAAAGAUAUAGAAGCUAUAGAAGUUACAGAAGUUUAAGUAAUUCGAAGCAUAAAACGAGGUUUGUAAAAAAAUAUAAAAAUUAUGAUGAGGAAGAAAAUAUAAGAGAAUAUAAAAAUUGGAAAAAGCGUAGUUAUUCUUCUAUGAAAAGAAUAUAUGAUAAGAAUCAGAGACAUCAUAAUAAAGUAUAUAUAGAAUCAGGAUAUAAUAAUGAAGAUCAUAAAAAUAAGUAUGUAAAAAAUUAUAAUUUGUCUAGAAAAAAAAAUUAUUAUUCUUAUAAGAAGAGAAUAUAUAGUGGUAGAAGAAAUUAUGACACUCAUUUUGGACAAGGGAAUAUUUUUUAUAAUAACGAAUAUUACUUGUUUAAUGAUGGAGCAACUUUAAAGAAAAAGAAAAUAUAUCAUGGUAGGAGUAGUUUCAGAAGUAAAUUGCAAAGCCAGGAAAUGUACGUAGACAGAAUAUAUAACAAAAGAAGAUAUUUUAGUCGAAAUAAUAGAUAUACUGUUAACAAUAAUACAAUAAGAAGUAGAGCAGAAACUAGUUAUAAGGACAAGAAUCGAUUAGGUAAAUCACAAAUUCAUAGAAAUAGUAUCACCACUCAUGAUGAUGGUUCAAGAAAAUCGGAUGGGAAUUAUGAAAGGAAAGAAUUUGAAGAAGAUGAGGAAGAGGAAGGAGAACUGGAAGAAUUAGAAGGAACAGAAAGAGAAAGAGGAGGAGCAGUAGUAGGUGGAGGAAACAACGAACGAGGAUGUAGACACAUUGGAUAUAAAGAUAAAAUAAACAGAAGUUCCGGUGUAUCAUUUAAUAAUAAAUUUCAUAGAAAUAAAAAAAGGGGGCACUUCAGUAAUAGGCGUAGUAGAGGUUACAGUGGCAAUAGUAGUAGAAGAAGCAGCAUACGCGGAAAAGGCUCAAGCAUGUCUCUAAGGAGAGAUAGUUAUUAUACCUAUUCGCAAAGAAAAAGACAACAUAUAGAUAAAUAUAGUGAUUCUUAUAAAAAAACGAUAUCAAGAGAAUCAUCUGAUAUAUAUUGUAGAAGAAAAAAUGUGAAUAAGAGGAAUAGAACGAAAGUUUCCUAUACAGAAGAUAUAAAGAAAAAAAAGAAAAAGAAAAAAGAAAAUAAUGACUCAGAUGAUGAAAUUGUUCAUUUUAGUUGGAAAAAAGGAAUGAUAUUAAAUGAAUGUUAUAUUGUUAUACGUAAAAUGGGGGAUGGAACUUUUGGAAGAGUUUUGCUCUGUCAACAUUUAGAUACGAAAAAAUAUUAUGCAGUGAAAGUUAUUAGAAAUAUAAAAAAAUAUACGAAAUCUGCAAAAAUAGAAGCAGACAUUUUGAAAAAAAUUCAAAAUGAUGAUAUUAAAAAUAAUAAUAUUGUAAAAUAUCAUGGUAAGUUUAUGUAUUAUGAUCACAUGUGUUUAAUUUUUGAGCCUUUGGGUCCAUCAUUAUAUGAAAUUAUAACAAAAAAUAAUUACAAUGGUUUUCAUAUAGAGGACAUUAAACUGUAUUGUAUAGAAAUUUUGAAGGCAUUAAAUUAUCUUCGGAAAUUAUCUUUAACACAUACGGAUUUGAAGCCGGAAAAUAUUUUAUUAGAUGAUCCUUAUUUUGAAAAAACAUUAACAACAGUCAGAAGAGUUACUGAUGGAAGGAAAGUACAAAUUUACAGAACUAAGUCGACAGGUAUUAAAUUAAUUGACUUUGGCUGUGCAACUUUUAAAAGUGAUUAUCAUGGUUCUAUAAUUAAUACAAGACAAUACAGAGCUCCUGAAGUUAUUUUAAAUUUAGGAUGGGAUGUAUCUAGUGAUAUGUGGAGUUUUGGCUGUGUAUUGGCUGAACUUUAUACGGGUUCCUUAUUAUUUAGAACCCAUGAACAUUUAGAACAUUUAGCUAUGAUGGAAAGUAUUAUUCAUCCAAUACCCAAAAAAAUGCUAUACGAAGCUGCAAAAACUAAUGGAUCAAAAUAUAUAAAUAAGGAUCAAUUAAGAUUAGCUUGGCCAGAAAAUGCAUCCAGUAUAAAUUCUGUUAAGCAUGUUAAGAGGUGUUUACCAUUGUACAAAAUUAUUAAACAUGAUUUAUUUUGUGAUUUCUUAUAUAAUAUAUUGCAAAUUGAUCCAGCUCUUAGAUCUUCCCCUUCCGAAUUAUUAAAGCACAAAUUUCUUGAACAAAAUUAUGAGUAUUUUUAA
This is a messenger RNA of Plasmodium malariae, 2436 nucleotides long. It is a transcript of the gene CLK1, whose product is annotated as protein serine/threonine kinase-1, putative. Lineage: Eukaryota; Apicomplexa; Aconoidasida; Haemosporida; Plasmodiidae. Gene Ontology annotation, biological process: protein phosphorylation. The record is from RefSeq and is a predicted model, not a curated record. The transcript has a single exon. Gene Ontology annotation, cellular component: nucleus. Bases 1 to 2436 code for a protein of 811 amino acids. Gene Ontology annotation, molecular function: ATP binding; protein kinase activity.